GUACGAGUACGAUACCGGUAUCUGUACUGUAACACAAUUGUACUGUACUCGAGUACUGGUAUGUCACCUCACCUCACUCGCCCCCAAAUUCAUUCCAGUCCAACGGGGAAUGCACUGCCCAAGGGUGCGAGUAUUGUGCGGGUAUCAUGCGAUGCAUGUGUUCCUGUCCCACCACUACCGUGCCAUGUGUCGUGACCGGGGCGAAAAGCGAAGCAAGCAUGUGAGCAAUCGAAUUCAUUCAUUAAUUUGGCUCGCGCAGUCCGGGGUUGGAUGUUGUCAAACCAAACGUGCCGCACACGGUUGUUUCUGGGGAAGCACAUAUAUAUUCACCUUCAGUCCUUCCGUUUUCCGUUCCCCCCUCCCCCUUUUUUCCCUUCCUUCCCUAACCCUCUACGGUUGUCCUGUCGUUUGCACCUGUCGUUCGCUACACGAUGAAGCUUCAAUUCUAUCUACUGGGGGUGGUGAGCUUGGGAGGAGGAGGACUGGCGCUUGCUCAGGCCCCGCCGGUGCCUGAAAUCACGUCUCCACCGCCGACUCCGACUGGCGGUUCCACUGCAACGACUAACAGCGUUAGCGGAUGUCCGAAGAGUAUUUGUGCGGACUAUAUAAAUGAGUGCGGGAAGUGGUAUGGGGGUUGUUUGUAUGCUUGCUCCUCAUAUUGUUUGUGCUGGGGAAGAAGGAAGAAUUGAGUAUUGAUUGUGCCUUGUGGAUUAGUCUUGAUCCGGUUUGUACUGGAGGGAGCGUCUGGCCAACUUUCACCAAGCCACCAUGCCCGACGACAAGUUAUGCCACUACGACAUGUUCGAGAUCGAUUUGUGUGGAUAAUGUUAACGAGUGUGGGCAGAUGUUCGGCGGCUGCUUGUAGGCUGCCCUUUUCUGAUAGCCGCCGGUAUAUACUAACAGGACAGUCUGGACCCUGUGUGCACCGGCGGAACCAAAUGGCCCACCUUCACCAAGCCACCGUGUAGCACUACUACCACCACAGAAUCCACCACCACCACCGGUGCUUCAACAACAUGUAAGCGUGCCAUUUGUGCCGAUUAUGUCAAUGAAUGUGGGCAGAUGUAUGGGGGUUGUUUGUAUGUUAUCACCCUUCUCUCUUCCUACGUAGUCCGUCCGCGGUUAACCGUUUUAUAGCCUGGAUCCGGUAUGCACGGGUGGAACGGCCUGGCCAACAUUUAGCAAGCCUCCUUGCCCAACGACGAGCUGCAGUCAUUCUAUCUGCUAUGACGGGAUCGACAAGUGUGGACAGUUCUACGGCGGUUGCACGUAUGUCUCUUCUACUCUAUUGUUGAACACGGCUCACCUGGUGUUACAGGCUUGCACCGGAAUGCGGAGGCCCCAAAACCCCCACCUUUUCGAGGCCGCCUUGUCCACCGACAACUAUCGCGACAUAUAAUACCACAACGGCAUCACCGACAUGCACUGUCUCCCUGUGUGUUGACGGAAUAGACGCUUGUGGACAGGGCUGGGGUGGUUGUUUGUAGGUUUUUCCUCACGCAGAAUUGAACGUUGCUGACCCCGAAUAGCCUUGCACCGGAAUGUGGUGGGAAGGAGCCUUCGUGGACUAAACCACCAUGCACAAAGACAACCGCUACCCCGACUGUGACCAAAUACACAACCACUUGCCCCCCUGGACAAGCUGUGACUAAGUUUGUGACGAGAACUUUAACAUAUACCCACGGGCCUGUGAAGACAUAUUAUGCCGACCCAACCGUUCUCUCAUCCUACACUUCCGUCACAUACUAUGGUCCGGGGCCAAGUUCUGUCCCCAAUCCGUACAUUCCAAGCAACACGCAUAACUCAUCCUCCUACGUCCCAACUGGCACUGGCCGUUGCAUAGCUGCACCAUCAGCCGGUUUGGACACUACUCUAGAUGUUUGCCGCCCCCAAAGUUACAACCCACCUUACCACGCUAACAUGGAUAGUUCGAUGACCUUUACGAUGGAAUCACGUUUCAACCACGGCCACCCUAUAAAGGCUUCAAUUUCUCUAGGUCCAUAAACCGCGCGGCGCCGCUCAGCAUUGGUAAAGCCAGGAAUAGCCAAUUUGCAAUGGACGGUACCCGAGCUGCAAUAAGCAGUUAUCCUGCUUGGCUAUAUGUUCAUAGAGCUACCAGGCAGAUGCCUUACCCACCGAGUUUAGACAUCAUUGCCUUCAGUCAGGAUGGUGUACGUUUAUGCCUCGUUCCAAAGAGUUGGGCGUAGCGCUAACAAGAAUAGGACCCGAGAAAUUGUGCGUUUGAUUUAAAGUCCUUUUAUGUCAAGCCCACGUUUGAUUGGCUCAAUAACUCGAUGAUUAACGUUACGGCGUGAGUGUUGAAGCGCGAGGUUGUGUGGUUCAUGGCUAAUGGACGGAUUAGAUAUGACCUUGAUGGAGGAUUUAUCAAAACAGAAACCAGGAAUGCCGUCGGGGGGUUACUUUUUGAUGUCGAAGGGCAAGGCUUCGAGGGAAUUGGGCUGCUCACAAUUUUGGACCUCACAAGCGAAGGUUACUCCAUUGAUGAUAUCAAACUCACAAGUUAGCACAUCCAGUGUCCUCUCCUUGUCGAAUUAUACUUGCGCGACAACUAACCACGCCCAUUAGGCCGCUGCUAUGCUUUCCCCGAACCACCUGCAACAUGCCCAAGGGAAGAAUAUGGUAACUGGAGGGUUUUCACCGAAGACGUAUUUCCACCCUACCUCCUCUCCAUGCCUAGCUGACCCUCUACAGUUUGAACUGGUCCCAGGCUCUCAUAAUCUCCCGAGCAAUCAUAGCAUCCCUGUCAACUAUUGGGAGCCCUAUGGAAACCUCUUCCUCCGCACCCACUUCGAUCCACCCGCCCUAUCAAAAAUAUCCGACCCGGUCCUAGGCACCAGUGAAAUGUUACAUACAACCCCGGACGUCCUAAACAUAACACUCUCCACGAAAUGCGAUUUCCAGCUUGGCGCCCUCUCUGUAGUACCCGACGAGCCCGCCGCCGGAGGUAAUAUCAUCAUCGAAGGAUAUGAUUUCCAUAGCGAACUCGCUUGGACACACACUGAGGCAGUGUCUGCGACGGGCGGAAAGAAGAUAGAUAUGAGAGGGAGUGAAUACUCGUCGGUCUGGGGGCUGCGGAUUAAGAUUGUUGUCCAGGAGGAGAAUAGGACAAGGUUGAUGGGAUUUGCUAUUGAUGACGUGGUGAUGUCGGGGCACGUUUAAUAGGGUAUGAUCGGGAAUUAGGGGGAAGAGGGGGAGAGGACGACGGCUACGAGGGUCAUGUUUUUAAAUUAAUGAAUGGGAGGUUAUAAUUUUGGUCUUGCUGCAUGAGCGAAGCGUGAGCCACUAACCAUGGGAGACGAGUGAUGAUGCGUGAUUCGGCAAAAAAGAACACGACACCAUUAAACACACCCAACAGAAUAGCUACACUCGGGAGUGCAUGCCAACGCCAAUCGACACAUUUCUAAUUUCAAUAGAGUACAAGGUGACAUGCAAAUGCACUCCCAAUUACCUCAAAGAAGAAAGAAAAAAAAGAAGAAAAGAGACACCCAAACCCACGCCCAGGAAAGAAACAACAGCCACAUCAUUAAACGUACUCGUACAGUAACCCCCCCAUAAAAACCACCAGUUCGUUAAAUCGGCUAUAUACUCCUCCCCCGCCUCAAAGCAUCACCAGCCGAUCCCAAGAAUUCGUGAUUCUCUCUUUCUUUCUUUCUUCCCUUCUUUCCUUCCUCCAGACAACCAUCAAUUUAUGAUAGUAUAUGAUAUA
Messenger RNA from Tuber aestivum (summer truffle), 3727 nucleotides. NCBI's taxonomy places the organism in Eukaryota, Fungi, Ascomycota, Pezizomycetes, Pezizales, Tuberaceae. The record is from the annotation of a GenBank genome assembly.